Molecule: messenger RNA, 1154 nt
Organism: Musa acuminata subsp. malaccensis (wild Malaysian banana)
Lineage: Eukaryota; Viridiplantae; Streptophyta; Magnoliopsida; Zingiberales; Musaceae
Product: nudix hydrolase 15, mitochondrial
Biological process (GO): coenzyme A catabolic process
Molecular function (GO): coenzyme A diphosphatase activity
Source: RefSeq, a predicted model, not a curated record
CUCUGCUCGACACGUCCCGUUUCCCCGUUCCCUGUGGAAUACCACCGUGAUAUGAAACGGCAUGACUUGGAGGUCGGCGCUGACGAGAGCUUCGGCCAUGGCGGCAUCCGCCGGCCCAAACCAGAACGCCCUCUCCAACCUCGCCGCGUCGGGCCGCAGCAGCCACCGGCUCCUGCGCCUUGCCGAGCAGCUCCGCCUCUACCGGCCCUCUCCCCUGUCCUCCGAUGCCGACGAGACCGUGGUCGAUGACCGCGGCAAGGUCUUCUCCGCCAUGGCUCUACUGGAGUCUGCCGCCGCCGCCGCCGCCGCGCACCUCACCGGCAGCGGCGCUACGGAGAAGCUCGCCCCCAAGCGGGCCGCGGUCCUCGUUUGCCUCUUCGAGGGCGACCGCGGCGAAUUUCGCGUCAUCCUCACCAAGCGCUCCUCCAACCUUUCCACUCACUCCGGUGAAGUCUCGCUUCCAGGGGGCAAGGCGGACGAGGGCGAUGCGGACGACCGGGAGACGGCAUUGAGGGAAGCCAAAGAAGAGAUUGGGCUUGAUCCGUCCCUUGUCACCAUCGUCGCCGUCCUCGAACCUUUCUUAUCUAAGCAUCUUCUGAGAGUCGCCCCUGUAAUCGGCAUACUUCCAAACAAGCAGGCAUUCAGACCGGCUGCAAACACCUCUGAGGUGGAUGAAAUAUUCGAUGUGCCUCUGGAGAUGUUCUUGAAGGAUGAGAACCGGAGGUCAGAGGGAAGAGACUGGAUGGGAGUCAACUAUCUGGUUCAUUACUUUGAUUACAUAGCAGGAAAUAAGAAAUUUGUGAUAUGGGGUCUGACUGCUGGCAUUCUAAUUCGUGUUGCAUCAGUUGUUUAUCGGAGGCCGCCUUCUUUCAUCGAGCAAGUUUCUAAACUAUAGAUCCCAGGUUUUACCAAUGGGAAUUCUUUGGUUCCAGCUACUCAAAUUCCAUUAUGAUGACAAAGCAGUAAAUAGAACUGUAGUAUUAAUUGUAAAUUUCUCAAUGGCUUUCUGAAUCUGUCUGCAGUAUUCUUAUGUUCUCAUUCAAGGGAAAAUUUAUGGAAGUUGUCAAUAAUGUGGCCAGUGAAGUUGUUCCUUGUCUUAAAAUUCUUAAAGCUGGGAAGCUAAUCAAUAAAUAAGCAGGCUAAUUUUAUUUUUA